Chironomus riparius is the source of this 6030-nucleotide messenger RNA. Lineage: Eukaryota; Metazoa; Arthropoda; Insecta; Diptera; Chironomidae. The record is from the annotation of a GenBank genome assembly.
AUGUAUUUAUCUAAAUUAAUAGUGCUAUUAUUCGUGGUUUUAAAUAGUUAUUAUGUAAGAUCGAAAGCUAGUGAUAUUGUAUAUCUGCGUGAUCAUUUUAUUACCAAUUUAUUGGAAGAAAAUCGUGACAAAUUGUCAUUACAACUUACGGAUGAUAUUGAGAAGUCAAUAGAUCUGAAAAUUAAUGCUUUUCUGACUGAAAUCAAUGGACCAAAAGAGCGAAAGAAACGUCUUGCAAAUGACUUACUACUGAAUGAAAAACCAACUGAUGUCAAUAUUCUGAAGGGAUUUGAACGACGAGGAAUUGUUCCUGUAAAUUUUCCACAAGAUAUUUGCAUGUUUAAGCUUCACGGAAAAAGCUUUGCUGCUAGUUUAAAUCAUGGAAAGACAGUUAAGGAAGGUACAAUAGCUGAAAACUUUUUGUCAAUUUUUAUGCGCAGCAAUCGAACAUUUGUCAAGAUUCAUGAAUAUAAAUCAAAAUAUCUGUCAAAAAUCGAGUGUGAAUCUGUCAAUGAAGUUGGAUAUGUAGCAGUGCUGAAUUCGGUUACAAUACAAAUGAAAUCUGAUGAAUUAUUAAAGAGUGGAUCUUUCGUCUAUAAAGUUACGUUUGAUCCAAGCAAUGAUGACAGUGUCAAAGUUACAAAACUUCAAACAUUUGCAGAAUCUAAUCAAAUUGGAGUAAGUUUAUGGACACGCGAUCAGGAUUUAUAUCUAGUUUAUUCGUACAAUACAGAAAAGAACAGUACACUUGAGAAAUGCACAGUCUUUAAAUUGUCAUCCAACAACUUUAAUCCAAUCGAUUCUUUACCUUGUCAAAAUGCUCGAGUUAUUGAGUUUUUCACCGUCAAUCACAAUUUUAUGGUCCUUGUUGGAAAUUAUCGUGAAAAUAACGGAACAACAAAUGCAUUUUCGUCAAUAUUAAGAUACGAUUUGACACAAAGAAGAUUCAUUGAGCAUCAAAAGAUUUACACAAAUGCAAUUACUGUUGGAAAGUAUUUCUAUCUUGAUCAUCAAAAUCAGCGACAGCACUUCUUGUUUAUUGGAAAUUCAUUCGAAAUUGGAGAUUAUGGAACUAUUAAUUAUGAUGUUCCGUCAAUUAUCUACAAAUGGGUUGAUGGAUUCUUUAUUCCUUUACAAACAGUCGAUGUAAAGCAUGUUCAAGCUGUAUCAGCUGUUUUGGGAAAGGACAAUGAAUUCAAUUUACUAAUAACAAGUGAGGACAGUGAAGUUCAAAUUUAUUACUAUGAUGGAUGGAAGUUUCAAGAAUCAUCAAUAGACUUUACUGGAAGUGCUUUUGGAGCCGGUGUUGUGACUAUUCGAUCAUACAGCAACAUUAUUGAAAAUACAUCGACUAUAGUCAUAUCCAACACAAAUUCAUACGGGAACCAAUUUAAUAUUUAUACUCCUGUUUAUAUUAAAAAAACGGAUGCAUCGCUUUUAAAAGAAAAUAUAUUAAGCUGGUGUUAUGAUACACAUGCAAAAUUAGAUGAGUUUAAUGUGGACGAAGCUGACGAACUCUUGAAAAAUGCAAUUAAUAUGAUAGAUCCAUUGAAUGAAAAUGCUACUAUUACGGGCGAUUUGUUUAUUAAAAAUUCUAAAAUUGAUGAAAUUAAUGCGAAUCAGUUUAAAAGAAGGAAUUCAUUAUUUAAUAAAGGAAGUGUUGAGAAAAUUAAUGAAUUAUCAGUAAGAGUUGGGAAGCUACGAAAGGAUGUGAAUAAGUUAAAGGAGAAAAUUGAUUUUACAAAAGCAACAACUAGAAUACGUCGUCAAGCUGCAGCAGAAGAUGAGCCUUUAGUAGAUAGACUUAUUGUUGAUAAACUCGUGAAUAUAAAGACAAUAAAUGGGAAGCAAGUCAGUGACAUUGUUUAUCAGGAUAAUCGCCGAAACACCAAAAUGAAAAAUAUAAAGGCUAACGAAAUUGGAAUUAAGGAAGAUCUUUAUGUUAACGAGAAAGUUGAUGGAGUCGAAAUGUCUCCAGAUAAUGUCUUAAUGAACGUUCCUGAACAGAAUCUUCGUCCUAUGUUUGUUGAAAAAUUGAAUGUUAGAUCGCUGGAUACUUUAAAAAUCAAUGAUCAAUAUUUUGAUGAUUUUUUCAAGCUAUUAAGACGAAAAGUUGACCAAAAGAUUCCAAACAUGAUUCAUCAAUUGGAUGUUGAUGCAUUAAAUGUCAAAGAAUUGUUUAAUGGAGAAAAUAUCACAGACAUAUUUAUUAAUUCAUUAAAGACAGUCGGUACGCAGUUUGUGAAUAGCAACAUAGACAUACAGAAUCUGUACACAAAUGGAAUCAUUUUUGAAAGAACAUUAGAAGCCAUUUCUAAGAUUCCAAUCUCACAUUUAAUCAACAUUAAAGAUAACAAACCAGUACAGAUUCUACAAGAUGUACAGUUUGAGCAGGAAGUCGAAAUUAAUGAUUUAUUUGUGGAAGAAAGAAUUAACAAUAUAAAAGUAAAGAAUACGGAUCUUCAAGUUGUAAGGAAACGCGGUCUAACCGAACAAACAGUAACUGGUGAAAAGCAUUUUAACAUUGUAAGCUUAAAGGAACCAAUCAUGCUGAAUGGAAAGAUUGAAAGUAAAACUUUGGAGAAAAUGAAUCCAAUAGCAACGAUUGAUAAUAAUCUAGUGCUGCAAGGCGAUUACGUGAUUAAAGGACCGGUAUUAAUUAGGAGAUUUGUCAAUGCAACCGAGAAUAUUCUAACAAGCGACAAUCAAUAUAGUUUUAGAAAAUUAGCAGAAACUGGAUUGAAUUUAUUUACGACAGCAUCUACAAAUGACAAAAUCAACUUUAAGAAUGUCUUGGAAGUUCGGAAUAACUUUAAUGCUAAUUCAAUCAAUGGAAAAUUGACUGAAACAUUUGUGAAAACAAAUUUUGAGGCAGAACAAGUCAUAAGUGGAGCCAAAACCUUUAAAAAUUCACUGUUUGUAAGUCGUGGAACUGUUCAAGCUGAUAUCAUUAAUGAUGUUGAUUUAAAGAGACUUAAUCAAACGACUUUAAAGCGAAAUAGCCCGGUUUCUCAAUUCAUUGAUGGAAAUAUUGAAUUUGAGCAGAUAAGUGUCGAUCAAGUCAUAUCACAAAAAGUUAAUAUGGCCGGUAAAGAUGUCAAUUUAAUAUUAAACACUAAAAAGCCACAAAAUCUUCAAGAAUUAUCUGCAAAUUUCUUAAAAGUUAAGAAUAUGAAGGCAACAGUUAUGGAGCAUAAAAUUGGCGCCAAGAUAUUUGACAGUGACUUGAAUUUCCUAAUUGAUGACUCGAUCUCUCAAGAUUCAUUCUUUGAAUCUUUAAUUUCUGCUAAAAGUUUUGGGCACCUUAAAGUUGAUCACUUAGAAUUUGUAGAUGGAAAUGAAUGGAAGUCGAUUAUUUCAAACUUUAACAACAUGAUUGUUGAGGAACUGAAUGUCACAGACAGCUAUGCAUUUGAUAAUAUCAUGAGGAUUGGAAAUUUACAGGUUCAAGGAACUAUUAAUGGAAUAAAGUAUGAAGACAUGCUGAAUAAUUGGCUUAAACUUGAAAGCGAGCAAGUCUUUGUAGUGCCUCAAACAUUUAAGUAUCUGAAAGUCUCUGACAACAUUGCAUCUAAGAAUGGAUUAAUUAAUAAUGUUGAAAUCAACAAGCUAAUCCAAGAAUCUAUCUGGAUUGAUGAGCCAAUUUCUUUGAAUUCACUUGAAGUUACUGGAAGGUUAGGAGUUCGAGAAGCUGUCUUCACACCUCUAAUUAAUGGCGCCACAUUUGAAGAAAGAAUCAUCCUUAACAACACAAUUCAGCCACAAAGGAUGCAUAAAAUAAAAAUCAGCAAUAAAGCAGAGAUUCACGAUUUGAAAUAUACAAGCAUAAAUAGCAUUGAUUUGGAAGAAUUUUUUAAUUUCUUUAUUGGAAACAAUGAAGGUGCCAAUUUGAUUAUUAGUGGAAUUGCUGACUUAAAUCAUGCAAAUAUUUCAUCACUUAAUAAUGUGGCACUUGACGAACUCUACCAAACAGCUUGGCUUAGAAAUCGAAACAUUAAAUUGAUUGGCGAUGAUAUAAGGUUCUUUGGGGACGUUGAAAUCAGCAAAUUGCUGUAUAUAGACGAACUGAAUGGCAAGGAGCUUGAUGAUGUACAGAAAACUUAUCUUAGCAAGACAAUUGAUCAGCAUAUAACAUCCAAUUUAAAUGUCCUUGGAACAUUAGUCGCAGAAAAGAGUUUACACACUCAGAAAGUCAUCGUACCAAAAUUCAUAAAAAUAGACGAUCAUACGCUUCUUAACAUCUCACACUUUGAGACUAAUGUCUUGCGGCAUAACAUUGAUCAAGAUAUUAUUGGAAAUUGGAAAAUUGGCAGGUUAGUGCUGUAUGGUGACUUUAAUGGAUUAAUUAACAGAGUAAAUGUUCAAACGGAUAUUUUGCAUGCUGGAAAUUUCCAUACAGCUGUUGUGACAGGACAUAAGAAAUUUAGAUCCUUAGAAGCACAUAAUGUUAAUACACGGUUUAUUAAUGAUAUCGAUGUGAUUGAUUGGAUUGAAAAUUCUGUAAAAACAAAUACAACAGAGCAGCAGAUCAUUAAUGGACAUGUUACAUUCAAAAAUACAGUUUAUGUGACGAAUAAUUUACAAGUUCAUGGAACUGUCAAUGGAAUCGACAUCAGACCUGAGAAUAUUUUAACAAAAUCUGGUGAACGACAAGUUAUUAGCGGGGAUGUUACAAUUAAUAAUAUGCCGCAUGAAACUAGUGGAUUUAAGCAAAUCUUUAUAGAAAAUUUGUCACUUAAAGAUGGCAUUAAUGGAAGAGAUUGGAAUGAAUUUCAUGACAAUGCAUUCACUAGAGAUUCACCAUUUAUUGACUCUAAGCAGAUCAUUUUUGAAAAUGAAUUAAAAAUGGAAUCAAUUUUGACAGACAACAGCAUUUAUGGAACUGAUAUGAAAGAGUUCCUUAAAGGAUCAUCGACCAACAAUAAAUUGAUGAAAUUUAAAGAUAAUAUGGAAUAUUUGACACAAGUUGGAGAUGAUCUGAUGAGAAGUUUAGCUGACAAUGUAGUUGAAUUGAGUCAUUUUGAGCAUCAUCAAACGAUUGCCAGCAAAUAUGUCCAAAAUACUGUUUUGUUCUCAUUCAAACAUGAUCGUGUAACUGAAUAUGUUCUUGGAAUUCGUGGUGGUAGUGAGAGAGAAGUAAUAACAUUCUAUAGAUGGAAUCCACAAGACAAACUAUUCCAUGAAGAUAAGCAAAUAACACCGCAGGGAUAUAAUCCUGAUUUAUUCCAAACUACUCAAUUCCACAAGAUUAUUUAUGGAGGUAAUGAUUGCUUGUUUUUGGAAGUUUAUGAUAAACGUGGAAUCGGUACUUUUGUUCAAGUAUUGCUUCAAUAUGAUCCAGAAAUUAAAUCAUUCAAACCUGUCGCAAAUAUGAAUGGAAAGGAAUCGAUGACUGCGUUUACAUGGAGAGAUGGAUCAUCGCCUUGUUAUGGCUCAAUUCGACGUUCAUUUGAGAAUAUAUUAAUUAAUUGUGAUGGAAAGGCACAAACAGUUAUCAAGACAAGACCAAUUAAGAAUAUUUGGUCCGAGAAUAAUAUUAUUGUAAUAUCAAAUGAUGAAGAUAAGGUUCAAGUUUGGUACGAAGAUAAAUUCUACACACUUCCAACAGUCAUGAAUCCAGCAAGUUUUGCUAGUGCCAUUUACAAAAAUAAAAUAUAUUUAGUUGUGCGAUCAGACAAGGCAGAUCAGACUGUUUAUCGUGGUGAUAUUAACAUCUAUGUUAGUCCUAUUCAUGAAAUGAAGUUCGAGCACUUGCAGAAAUUGACUUUAAAUAUUCCAACAACAGUUAAAUUCUCUAAAGCUCCUUCGGGUGACUUAUUGCUAUAUAUUCUUACGAGAGAUCCAACAAAAGCACUUAAUAUCUACACAUAUUCUGGAAGUAGCAAUUUCGUUGAAAUUAUUGACGACACAACGAUGAUACCUGAUGCAUAUGACUUGUCAAACAUUCAAAUCAACAAUAAAGUUGAGGUUCUUUCUGUAGCAUCAAGUGAUCAUGUUUAUGUCCUUCAAGCCGCCCUCGUUCAGUAUUAA